Mycena citricolor is the source of this 237-nucleotide messenger RNA. The record is from the annotation of a GenBank genome assembly. NCBI's taxonomy places the organism in Eukaryota, Fungi, Basidiomycota, Agaricomycetes, Agaricales, Mycenaceae.
ACGACUAUACGAUCACUAGCACGGGAACAAACUCCCAGGGCAACCACUACUGUCAUCGCGAGUCGGACUCUGGGAGCGGAUACCAUUACUCGAACAGCAACGGCAGCUACUACUACAGCAACUCGAACGGCUCGACCUACUACAACAACGGCCAAGGCAAUUCGACUUAUACCUCCCCCAGCGGCAAUGUCACGCGUAAAUAGGCGGCCGCCGAUGCGCCUUCUGGUCGUCGAAUGA